Molecule: messenger RNA, 2109 nt
Organism: Westerdykella ornata
Lineage: Eukaryota; Fungi; Ascomycota; Dothideomycetes; Pleosporales; Sporormiaceae
Product: acyltransferase-domain-containing protein
Exons: 3
Coding region: 1-2109 (702 amino acids)
Cellular component (GO): endomembrane system
Molecular function (GO): acyltransferase activity
Source: RefSeq, a predicted model, not a curated record
AUGUCGCCAAUUGCAACAGCCGCAGAACGAAAGCGGAAGACGGAGGACCUGGGCGCGGGCCUGUCCAUCGCAAAGCCCGACAUCGAUAAUCAUCCUGCGGGACCUCCUCGCCAUGGAGAGCUAUCGCAAGCUGAGAGGGCCUUCACGCUGGCAUCGACUUUCAUGUCGGGGGUUUUGGCCGCGACUCAGCUACUAGGUGCUCCAUUGAAACUGAUUGACCCAGUCUUCUACGAGGGCUACAUGGCUUAUACAAAGGAAUGCUUUGCCAUCCUCAUCACAUGCUUGACUCAAUGGUGGGCCCCAACUGUGGUCAGGGUGAGCUGGGAUUCAAGCAUGGUGGGACAGCUCAUCAGGAAGAAGGAUGGGAGCCUACAGUGCAACUUUGCAAACCGCAUGGUUUUGAUGGCUAACCAUCAGCUAUACACCGACUGGCUGUAUCUCUGGUGGAUAGCCUACUGCAACAACAUGCACGGCUUCAUUUACAUCAUUCUGAAAGAGUCAUUGAAGAACAUCCCCAUCAUCGGCUGGGGCUGCCAGUUCUACAAUUUCAUCUUUCUCUCCCGAAAGUGGGAGCAAGACCGAACCACCUUCGAGAGUCACCUCUCGCAGCUCAACAAGCCGAAUGACCCAAUGUGGCUCAUCAUCUUCCCCGAGGGGACCAACCUGUCAGCGUCCACGAGGGAGAAGAGCCGGCAGUGGGCCGAAAAGAAUGGAGUGCAGGACAUGAAGCAUCAGCUGCUGCCCCGCAGCACUGGCCUACGAUUCUGUCUGCAGCAGCUGCGCCAGACCACCGAGUGGCUAUAUGACUGCACCAUCGCGUACGAAGGAGUCCCAGAAGGGCAGUUUGGCCAGGACAUCUUCACGCUACGGUCUUCGUUUUUCGAAGGCCGCCCUCCCAAAUCGGUCAACAUGCACUGGCGCCGCUUCCACCUCGACUCCAUUCCCAUCGACAACGGCAAGGCUUUUGAAGUCUGGCUCCGCAAUCGGUGGCGGGAGAAGGACUACAUGCUGGAAUACUUUGUCAAGAACAAGCGCUUUCCCGCCGAGGACUUCUGGAAGCAACACCUCGACCUGGGUUCGCAGCAGAGUACGAAGUCAGGAAGGAAGUCGCUGCGGGGCAUGCCCAAGCCGGCUGUGAGCAUUGAGACGGAGGUCAAGUCUGGAAACUGGAAUGAGUUUGUCAAGAUCUUUGCGCCCAUUACAAGCGUCGUGACGGCGUUGGCCAUCGCCUAUGGGGCCUCGCCAGAUGACUUGCCGCUUCCGGGCGCGAAAGAAUUUCUCCAAGACCAUUUGAAGACACUAUUGAAGGGUGGAGAAAUGAAAGGCUUGCCCAGUCCCGAUGAACUGGAGAAGACGAUUGUAAAUGCUGCUAAGAUGGGCGGCAAGCGAGAUGGAAGGCAGAAGGAACAUGGCACAAAGGUGCAGGAGUUGACGCAAGAGAACUUGGCCAAAUUGGUAAAGGAGACCGCCAUCAAGAGUGGCAUGGUUCUCCCAGGAGGCAUCAGAAAACCCGGGCCCGCGCCACCUGUUAGGAGUGUUCGUGCUCUGCAGAAAGGUGCCUCUGGUGCCGCAGAAUCCCAGACUCCGGCCAGGACGAGGAGUGGCGCCAAUCUUCUUUCGCCAGCGAAGAACAUAACGUAUGGUUCGGCAAAGCCUGCGCCAGAUGCACCUUCGCAGAUGAAACCAGCUUCUCCGGGGCAAAUGCAAAACGUAAUGACAAAAUCAGGAGUCAUGAUCAAGAUCCCCAAGACACAGGCGCAGGAGGCGAAGAAGACGGGAACCAUAGUCACGAAGGAUGGGGUCGUCAUCAAGGUGGGGAAAAUGGAUGCAGAAGAGGCUCGCAAAGAGAAAUCUGGCGUGGUUAUGACAUCUAGUGGUGUGCCAAUCAAGAUCACGCCUAGUGGUACAAUGGGAGCGCAACAGAAGCCGACCCCUGGAGCUCAAGAUUUGAAGAGAACCGCAAAGCCUACAGUCGCUAGUAAGCAGACGCCCUCGUUGACGGAGGGUAUCUCGCCAGCCAAGAAGACGGCGCAGCCUGACCAGACACGCGUUGCUACGAAGAAAACCUUCAGUGUAGGCACCGGCUCAAAGUAUCGACCUGAGGGGUAA